Molecule: messenger RNA, 4542 nt
Organism: Kazachstania africana CBS 2517
Lineage: Eukaryota; Fungi; Ascomycota; Saccharomycetes; Saccharomycetales; Saccharomycetaceae
Gene: IQG1
Product: Iqg1p
Exons: 1
Coding region: 1-4542 (1513 amino acids)
Biological process (GO): regulation of actin cytoskeleton organization; regulation of GTPase activity; mitotic actomyosin contractile ring assembly actin filament organization
Cellular component (GO): mitotic actomyosin contractile ring; cytoplasm
Molecular function (GO): actin filament binding; GTPase activator activity; calmodulin binding
Source: RefSeq, a predicted model, not a curated record
AUGCCCUCCUUCAAUGAACCACCGAUGGAGCGCAGUCAGACCAAUUCCUAUUUCGAUAGAUAUUUACAAAAUGUCAACUCAGAAAAUCAAAGAAGCCUACAGCCUUUGAAACCUCUCUCUUCAUCAGAAGUCAACUUAUCCCUGAAUAUCAACACUCCUUCUAAAGUCAACUUCAAGACUUCAGCAUCCCCAGUUCUUUUAAAGGAGAAAGAAAAUUUAUCAACUUCCUUCAGGAGUUCAGUUCCAGCUUCUAAUGCAUUAAAUAGCAGGCCUAACCCUCCAAUGAAAAAUACUAGCACACAAAACUUCGACAUUUCAAAUUAUUCGAAGGAAGAAUUGAGAUAUUACGAAUACCUUUGUAGAGUCGGAGAAAUAAAGGUAUGGAUCGAGAAUGUCAUUGGAGAGACAUUGCCAUCUGAACUAGAGCUAUGUGUAGGAGAUAGCCUUAGAAACGGGGUUUACUUGGCAAUGGUAACUCAAGCCAUUAAUUCCGACUUAGCUCCCACUGUGUUCCCAGCUGGUGAUAAAUUACAAUUUAAGCACACACAAAAUAUUAAUGCUUUCUUUUCCUUGGUAGAGCAUGUUGGGGUUCCUGACUCCUUUAGAUUCGAAUUGCAGGAUUUAUAUAACAAGAAAAACUUACCACAAGUUUUCGAGACUUUACUUAUUCUAAUCACAAUGAUAGCUAAGAAAUGGCCUGGUAAAACACCUGUGUUGACCAAUUUGUCGGGCACUCUAAGUUUUAGUAAGGAAGAUAUAAAAAGAGUACAAAGGCUGUGGCCUCGUAUCCGUGACUUCAAAGCCCUUGCUGCUCCGCAGAGUCCUUCCAGGAAAAACGUGCGUGAUUCCCCAGAUCACAGUGGUCUUAUUAGAGAUUUUAAUCAAUUCGAGCCAUUAAAGGUACUAACCAAGAAUAUUGACAAUGACAACCAUAAAACCCCCUCCAAAACAUAUGAAAAAGAAUAUACUAAAUUAGAAACUCCGAGGUUGGCAUCUCCCAUUAAACUUUCGACAUCACCUACCAAGCAAUAUGAAUCCGAAGCAGAUUUAAACAGAAGAUCUCCAAUUCACAGUUUCAGAGAAACAUCUGUUCUCCCAAGUACCCCAUCUUUACAAUAUAGUCCUUUGAAAACAACUAGUUUGUCGUACUAUUCACCAAGUAUAUCCCGUCAUCUAACGUAUGAUACGGAAUUUUAUUUGAGAAGAAGCCAAAAUAGAGAAACUAACCUCCAGUAUUAUGACGCUUUUGCCUAUUCUCCUUCUCAUUACUCUCCUGUAAGAAGAAGAAAAAUGACUGAAUCAGAAUUUUUACAGGAAGUGGUGAACAUUCAAAGCUGUUGUAAGGGAUCAAAUACUCGUUUUGAACUGUACAUGCAAAGGAAACUGUUAACCUUAUUUAAAAAUGAGAUAUUCAGAUUCCAAAGUCUAUUAAAAGCCCAGUGCGCUCGAAAAAAUAUACUUGGAGACAACUAUACAAAUCCUGUUCUGCAAAAUAUCCCAACUUUACCUAUUUUGCAGGCCCAACUGAGGGCUAUCAAUGUUAGAAACAAGAUUGAUAGUCAUAUAAUAAAAGGAUUUAGACAACAGCGGAAUAUCGAAAGACUUCAGGCCUGUUUGUCCGGUAUCAAGAUUAGAAAAAUUAUCAGAAUCCAAAUUAUUGACAAUAAUAUAGCAACUAUUCCGGCAAAGAGGCUCCAAGCAAGGGUAAAAGGAAAUUUCAGAAGAGAGAAGCUUAGAUCUCUGUUGUAUGUAGCAGGAAGUCAAUUGACAGAAAUUACGACAAUUCAGAGUUUCUGUAGGGGCAGAUUCGUGAGAAGACAAGUUGGUGGUUUAUCUUCAACUUUGCUGCAAACUGAGGCUUCUUUGGAUUUGAAUGCACUCAAAGGAAUAAUUAGAGGAAAUACAGUAAGAUGCUCGGUAGAACUAAGGCAUAAUGUUGUAAUACAUGAAAGAGGUAGUCUAUUGAGGCUGUUGGCUUUGCUUCAAGCAAAUAAUUCCCGUCAUAAAGUCAGAUUUCUGACUUUAGCUUCUGAGGAUCAAAGGUCAGUCUUAUCUUUACAAGGUCUGGUUAGGGGAAUUCUAGUUAGGUACACUUUGGAUCUUAUCGAUGACAUUAUCGAAUAUAAUAAUAUUGAUAUUCUGCAAGCUCAUGUACGGUCUGCAUCUAUUCGUUCUACUUUGACUAAACGAUCAAAAAUAUUUCUAAAAAGUGAGAAAUCCAUCGUUAACAUUCAGAGCAAAAUAAGAAUGUAUUUACAACGUUCUGCUUACGUAGAAUUGAUGCAAUAUCCUAAUCCAAGAUUAAGAUCAGUGAGAAAAUUUACACAUUUGUUGAACAACUCAGGUACCAUGGAAGAACUCCAAAAUGAACUGGAAGCUUGUCAGGCCUCUUUAGAUUCGGAGAAUAUGAAAAGAGCCUCACUAGAAAAAGAGAUUAGGGAAAGGUUAGAUAUACUAGACAUAUUGGAAAAAUUUGGCCUGGAUAAGGAAGGGCUUAUCUUAUCUUGGAAAGCUACAAGGGAUAGCUUAACAUCACCAUAUUCUCAAUAUUCAAGUUUUGAGAAGCUCUUUUACCUUCUUCAGGUAAAUCCAGCUUACUGGAAAAUACUAUAUGGUCAGGAAAAGGAGUUUGUGGAAAACAAUGUAUACCUUACCUUUACUACAGUCAAUGAGAGAAUGGGAGAGCGUGAGAAAAGUUGUUUCGUAAGACUAUUAAAUGAAUUUUUAUUGUAUUCUGUUAAUGAGGCUAAAUCAAUUAAUCAAAUAUUUUCUGAAAAGUCUCAGAUCUGGGAAAGGUUGAUGAAAAAAUUUCUGUAUAAGGAAUAUCCUACAUUAUUUUCUCUUUUCAAUCCUCUGUUAGAGUAUAUCUGUGAUCCAAAGGUCGAUAUGGACAGUAAUCCAUAUGUACUGUACGAGAAGAUACACGGAUCAGCUCCCCAUCAAAAUAUUCUCCCUAUUGAAGAUAAAGAAACUAAAGAGCAGUUUAUUCAAAAUUUGAGAAAUUUGUGGCACUGCAUUGAAAUGAUAGCUGAGAUAUUAACUAAACAGUUCUCCUCAAUCCCUCUUGAAGUGAGAUUUUUGUGUACAAAAAUUUUUGGUUAUGCUGCAGAUAAAAAUGCAGAUGAAACAGACUCUUUACGUUGCAUUGCGAAAGUACUGAUUGGAUGUUUUAUCAGUGAGUAUAUUGUUAACAGAAGACAAUAUGGCUUUUUGGAAAACGAGGAUGAACAAAUCGAGGAGAAAAUUGCUGUUGUACUUAAAAGUGCUAUGACAGUGUUUAGUCUGAGGAAAUUUUCCGGCUAUUAUGAUCCAUUGAACCAAUAUUGCGAUGAAAUAAAGGGAAAUGUGCAAACAUUGUUAUACUCCGUUUUUCUAGACCCCAGCUAUGAACAAAAGGGAGAAGAAUUGGUUUACACAGAUAUGAUAUCAAAACCUCCCUCUUUGGAGAUUCUGAAAGAGAAGGCAUUUGAAAUUGUUGACAAAUUCAGAGAACAUUUAUUGAACUAUCCUGAGAACGAUGUUAUACUUGAGGUUCUAGAAGAGGCUACAGAAAGAAAAUCGAAAAGAGAAAGUCGUAUUUUCUUGCAGUUAAAUCCUUCUGCAUAUAGAUUUUCGGUCGUAGAGGAUAAAAUGAGAAAAUUAUAUGAUCAAACAAAGAGAGCAUUCAUCUAUAUGACACAAGUUGAAGAAAUUGAAUCGAAUUUAUAUGCACUUGCAACUAGCACGGUUCUGCCAGAAGAUGAACCUAUUUUUAAGCAAUUAGUGAAGGAAAAUUCAUCAAUCAAAAAUGAUCCUAUAGUACAACACUUGCAACCUCAAACCUAUUUCAGUUUGAAAAGCACUACUUUGAAGAGGAUAUAUGAGCUUGAGAAUUUGGGAAUAAUUAAUUCAAGAGAAAAUAAAUUGCAAAAUAUUUUGAACGAUAUAGCAAACACAAUAAAAAACCCGACAUAUGCACUUGAAUAUGUGUCACAUGAACUUAAUAUCGCUACAAAUAUUCUCAGACAAUUGUCUGAGAAUAAUCGACAAUUGAGUAAACAUUUUGCCAGUAUUGGUAAAUCCAUAGAAAAGAUUAUAGGAGAAUCCCAACGAGCCAGAAAUUUUGUUCCAGGCCAUAAAAGUACAUUUAGUGGUAUUAAGAGUGCUUACAAGAAGGUUCAGCAUAAAGAUGUCAUUGAAAUGGAAGGGCUCAAAUUCAAAUGGACAACAAGACAAAUGUAUGAAAAGGGCGUUAUCAGAUCAAUUACAGGUGAAAGACUAGGUGAGCAAACUGUUAAGGUCUUUGGUUCCAGUGGUCCAAAAUUUCCCGAUAUAGUCUUCAAAAUUUCAACAUCCAAUGGCGCCAAGUUUUCUAUCCAAUUACUCGAUAAAAGAAAGGGAUCGGAGAAGAGAUUCACUGAAACAAUGGAUUCUUUUACUUUCCAUGAUCUGCUAUAUUCCCAAGUGAAUGGACAAGACAAAAUAUGGACUUUACUGAAUUCCGCAGUAAGCUUUAACACUGAAAAGCUGCUAUUUCUAAUUAUAGAGACAUUCUUCUCUUGA